Messenger RNA from Puccinia graminis f. sp. tritici CRL 75-36-700-3, 405 nucleotides. RefSeq lists its product as uncharacterized. The coding region runs from base 1 to 405 and encodes 134 amino acids. NCBI's taxonomy places the organism in Eukaryota, Fungi, Basidiomycota, Pucciniomycetes, Pucciniales, Pucciniaceae. The record is from RefSeq and is a predicted model, not a curated record. The transcript has 2 exons.
AUGCCUGGGUCCUAUGGGACGGCGGCGGAUCCUUGGCGUGCAGUUCUGCACGCCGGUCUUUCUUUGGCGUGCAGGCGUGCACGCCAAUCCCCACCUGGCGUGCGGUUUGGCGUCUCAGUCACAAAGGAACUCAUCAGAGACAACCAAAUGUGCUUGUUGGUAGACGGGUCCCACAUUUUGCCGCCAUACCUAACCAUUAUGGAAUACAUCAUUUGUGAACUGAAAACCAUCUCAAUCUUAGAAGGAGAGGAUCCCCCGGCAAAACAACCGGCCGCCAAUCAACCUGCCGCCAAUCAACCUGCCCGGCAACAAGCUCCAGUAACUGCGCCACAAAAGGAUCCAGCAAUUGAAGAGUUGACCAAGACUUUAGCAGGAUGGAAAGUCCAGAAAGGCCCUGUGAUAUAA